Cryptomeria japonica (Japanese cedar) is the source of this 1751-nucleotide messenger RNA. RefSeq lists its product as uncharacterized. Gene Ontology annotation, molecular function: alpha-tubulin binding; actin binding; gamma-tubulin binding. Lineage: Eukaryota; Viridiplantae; Streptophyta; Pinopsida; Cupressales; Cupressaceae. The coding region runs from base 46 to 1605 and encodes 519 amino acids. The record is from RefSeq and is a predicted model, not a curated record. Gene Ontology annotation, cellular component: recycling endosome; early endosome; WASH complex. The transcript is spliced from 16 exons. Gene Ontology annotation, biological process: Arp2/3 complex-mediated actin nucleation; exocytosis; retrograde transport, endosome to Golgi.
CCUAUAAGCGAAGCUUAGAAAAACAAUUCAAAUUGAGUUGUAAAAAUGCUUCGCGUGUUCGAGGACGGAAGGAGGAAUCCAAAUGGUUCCUCCUCGUCUGCUGACUAUGCUCAGGUUUGCAAGGCUCUCCUCGACUUACAACACGCUGCUGACAAAGUUUUGGAUACAGUUGCAGACAGGGUUGGUGCGGAGCAACAACGCCUCAAGGGUCUCUCCAGUAGGAUUCGAACUGCUAAGGCCAAAAUAGAUGCCAUUUCAGGCACAAAGCGUGCAAUAACAAUAAAAUCAAGUUCAAGAUAUCCAUCAACGUCUUCAGAUGUAGAAGAUUUUCGUCCACUUUUUGGGGGUAAGUUUGGAGGAGUUCGUACUGAGUUUCCUGUGGCAACAUUGUCAUUGAAUGGCGGGCUCAGUCGGGAAUCUGGAGAAGAUGGGACUCUGGAACUUUUCCGUUUUUUCUCAGAAACAAGUCAUGAAUAUCUCAGUAGCGAUAAAAAUAGAAAUGGUUUUUCUAUUAAAGAGAUAAAGGUUGGGCUUGGAAAUAGACCAUCUGAUACAAAUUCAGUGGCAGACAUCCUUCUUUUCAACUCGACAGAAUUGCCUUAUCACAGAUACAAGAAAGUUGAUAAUCUCAUUGUAGGAGAGCCCUCCGUUGAAGAAUCAUUGGAGUUAAAGCAGGCCCCCUUGCCUCCACCCCCUCAAAGUGUUCUUCAAGGCAGCAAAUUGUUAUCCACAAGAUCAGAGGACUUUGGUUUUAGACCUACACUUCGACAAGUUCCAUCUUUCAGCUUACCCAGCUCUCUUCCAGACUUGCCUAUGGUGGCAGAUAUUAACUGGACUGGUUCCAAGGACAAAGUUAGUCGACAAUCCUCAGUGGUUCCAAAUGAUGUCAUUCCAUUGAAGAGCGACUCAGGUAAUAAGUCGGUACAUGUAUCGGAGCUAAACACAGAUUUCAAGGAAAUUACACCACCUCCACCUCCACCUUCACUUUCACCUCCACCUCCAUCUCCACCUCCACCUCCACCUCCACUUUCACCUCCACCUCCACCUCCACCUCCACCUCCACCUCCACCUCUGCACACAGUUCCAGCUCCACCUACUCCUCCUUUUACAUCAUCAUCGAGUUCUCCAAUUUCCAUUGGAAAAGAGAAAUAUAUAUUGGAGCCAAAGGUUCCAUCAACAGAAGCAGGUCACACAUCUAGUAGCUCAUUUCUUUCUCAAAUUGACUCUCGAAGAGAAGCACUAAUGGCUUCUAUCCGCAAUCCUGGCAUAGCACUUAAAAAAACAGGGCAUCCAGAUUUUCACUCCAAGACUGAAGAUUCAGUUACAGAUUCAAUAGGGACAGGUGAUAGUUCGAAACAGUCCGAGAACAUGGCUAUUCCUCCAAAGCUAAAGUCAGUCAAUCUUCUAGCCGAGAUGGCAGCUUCACUAAAAAUGAGAAGGCUAUCAAUGCAGGGUGCUGCACAUGAUAAAGAUGAGCUAACAGCAGCAGAUGUGACAAGCCCGUCAGCAAGCGGUUCCAAAUUUGCACUUCCGAUUUCCAAUUUGAAAGCAUACAUUUCACAAAUUAAUGAGGAAGUUGGUGAAGAGGAAGAUUGGGAAGACUAAAUAGUUGAAAUUUAACUUUUUAAAAUUCAAGAUUGUCAAAUGCAUUUUAUUAAAAUUGUAAAUCAUAUGAAUCUUAUUAAAAUUGUUAAUGAUUUUUGUACAAAUUUUGCGAGGUGAUAUUUAUCUUAAGUUUAAAUUUGUGUUCA